Messenger RNA from Anguilla rostrata (American eel), 4849 nucleotides. RefSeq names its product diacylglycerol kinase, epsilon (gene dgke). Lineage: Eukaryota; Metazoa; Chordata; Actinopteri; Anguilliformes; Anguillidae. The coding region runs from base 493 to 2214 and encodes 573 amino acids. The record is from RefSeq and is a predicted model, not a curated record. Gene Ontology annotation, molecular function: ATP-dependent diacylglycerol kinase activity. The transcript has 11 exons.
UUUCCGUUUCCGUCUAUUGGUCUGUUAACUCAGUGCAUUAGUGCGUUCGCCUAGGCGUGAGUAGUGCAGGGUUCGCCGUCAUCCAUCGAUGAGAUGGGCUUCUGUCGAUUGUCUAUUGAGAUUAUGGCAGAUUAUUUUUGUCUGUGGUCUUUUUCAAGAACGUGUAGUUAUCGUGUUAAACAUGCGGCGAAUUUAAUAUGCGCAGUAGUCGACACAAGACAGGCAGCUCGGCGAAGGCUAUAUUGAAAUGCUUUUGACUCAACACCUUGGUUUUCUGCAGUGACAAUCGCGAAAAACAACAUCCGUUUUAUGGAUUUUUCACUGUCCGUAGAACUACAUAUUUAGUGACAUAAGAGUCAUGCGGAGAGGAGAUAGUGUGACGGUAACAUCAGUCUCCGAAGAAGCUCGGAGAGGGCGUGCACGUUUUGAAAUAUAGUCUAUUGUAUGCAUUAGCCUGUCACCACACUGUCUGUCUGAAGCACUUUGAGGUAGAUGGAAGCGGACGAAGUAAACGGCGAGUCCGCCGUGGACUCCCGAGAUGAAUGGACACUCCUGGCCUGGACCGCUUUGGCCGUAGCGGUACCCGUGAUUAUCACGCUGUGGUGCAGCGUGCAGCGCUCCAAACGGAAAAUGAUCAUAAAGGACAUCUUUCGCAGAAGCAAGCACGGGUGGCACUACACCGACCUUUUCAACAAGCCCACCUACUGCUGCGUCUGCUCGCAGCACAUUAUACAGGGCGCUUUCUGCGACUGCUGCGGGGUGUGUGCCGACGAGCAGUGCCUGCGCCGGGCCGACCGCAGCCUGCCGUGUAAGGAAAUCAUGGCUCCGGCCCAGGCGGAUGGAAGCCUGGCGCAUCGCUGGGCGCGCGGAAACGUUCCACUCUGCAGCUACUGUGCGGUAUGCAAACAACAGUGUGGCACGCAGCCCAAGCUGUGCGACUACAGGUGCGUGUGGUGCCAGACCACCGUGCACGAGGACUGCAGGGCGGGGCUGCAGGACGGCAGCCGCUGCGACCUGGGAGAGUUCCGCAGCCUCAUCGUUCCGCCGCAUUACCUGCACCGCGUCAACAAGCUGCGCCGCGGCCAGAGCGAGGAGCACAGCAAGCUGGCGGAAAUGUGCGGGAGCGGCUGGACCCCCGUCCUCGUCCUGGCCAACACGCGCAGCGGGAACAACAUGGGGGAGGCCCUGCUGAGGGAGUUCCGCACCGUCCUCAACCCGGUCCAGGUGUUUGACCUAUCAGAGCUGCCCCCGGCCAAGGCCCUGCAGCUGUGCGUGCUGCUGCCCGCGGGGAGCGUGCGCGUGCUCGUCUGCGGAGGCGACGGCACGGUCGGCUGGGUGCUGGACGCCAUCGACGCCAUGAAGCUGAAGGGCCAGGAGCAGUUCGCCCCACAGGUGACCAUCCUGCCGCUGGGAACAGGAAAUGACCUGUCGAACACGCUGGGCUGGGGGGCGGGGUACGCCGGGGAGAUCCCCGUCGAGCAGGUGCUGCGGAACAUCAUGGACGCAGAGGUAGUCAAGAUGGACAGGUGGAAAGUGCAGAUCGCCUCCAAGGGAUAUUACAACUUUCGCAAACCAAAGGUCCUGUCCAUGAACAACUAUUUCUCCGUGGGUCCAGACGCCCUGAUGGCGCUGAACUUCCACGCCCACCGCGAGAAAACACCCUCGCUCUUCUCCAGCCGGAUCAUUAACAAGGCUGUGUAUUUCUUCUACGGCACCAAAGACUGCUUAGUCCAAGAAUGUAAAGACCUGGACAAGAGGAUUGAGCUGGAGCUGGACGGGGAGAGGGUUCGCCUGCCCAGUCUGGAGGGCAUCAUCGUGUGUAACAUACGGUACUGGGGCGGGGGCUGCAGGCUGUGGGACGGCAUGGGCGACGAGCCGUGCCCCCCUACCAGGCUGGACGAUGGGCUGCUGGAGGUGCUCGGGGUGUUUGGGUCCUUCCACUGCGCACAGAUCCAAGUGAAGCUGGCCAACCCCGUGCGCCUGGGCCAGGCCCACACAGUCCGGAUGGUGCUGAAGAGCUCCCGCAUGCCCAUGCAGGUGGACGGGGAGCCGUGGGCCCAGGGACCCUGCACCAUCACCAUCACCCACAAGACGCAGACGCUGAUGCUGUACCACAGCGCGGAGCAGACCGACGACGACGACGACGACUCCAGCAGCUCCGACACCGACGCCGCGCUCAAACAGCCAGUGCCAAACAGCAACAGCGCCCCCUAGAGUACCACCCCCAGGCCACUCCCAGUCGUAUCCUGCAUAUAAAGCCAACAUUACCUCUACCAAACCACACUCCACCCAUUCCCCAAAAACUCUGCCCCCUUCCAAAUAUACUCUGCCCCCUUACUGCUCAUAGCCAGACCUGUGUCAAAUUGCUAUUUUAAAAUACUUUCUACUCUUUACAUGCCUGUAAAAUUUGAAAAUGCUUCACCACAUCCCUGACAAUUUAGUCUUUUAAAGUUGUCAGUAAUCUGCAGGAAUUUUACUAGAGUCCUAAUGGUUCAGUUAUUUUUGAUUAUUCUUUAACUGUGUCUGAUAACAUUUGUUCGCUUUGUGAACAUGGAGCUUAGGGGGGAGGAAUCUGUUAAAGUGCCAUCUGCACUGCACCUGUGAGGCACGUGGUGCCAAGAGGGAUGUCUGUUGCACAUCACGGCCAGUAGGGGGCGAACUCAGCCAGCACUGUGGAAAUACGGGUCGUGAAACACUGGCCUUGAUUCGAUCAACAAUCCCUAAAAUCAAUAACUUAGUUUAUUUUUCCGUCGCGGAAAGUUUGGCGACUUAAAUUUGAUGUUUUGCCAGAAUCUUUAGAACCGUUAUGAACAGAAACAGCACUUGAACUCAGUUUAAGGAAUUGUGAGCAUUUGGUCUUUUAAAGGAGAGAGGCCAUCAACAAUCUGGCUUGGCAUGUUUUAUAAUAUGCAUAAAAUCCUUCCACCCUAAGGUUAGAAUUAUGAAAUGGAAUGUGCGGUCCAGCCCCAAGUCUGCAGUGGGAAGCACACACAUGUAUGCGUGCUGCAAUUAAUAUGAAUUCGUAUAUUAUAUGUAACAGUUUUCUACUAGGGGGGUGGGGGGGCUGCUUUGUGAAACUCGUGGAAUUAUUUUAUGCAUAACAUGCAGUGCAUCAUAUUGCAGCUUAUUACGGGACUUCUCCCUUGAACAUCUGGACCGAGCGUAACAAUCACUGGAUUUUCUGCUCUGUAGAAAUUAAUGCACUUCAUCUAUACAUUUUUUGUAUGAUACACAUCAUGGCAAAAUUCGCAAAUUGCUGAAUGUUACAAUAUGGCACGCGCACCUACCUGUAGACCCAAUAACACUGGAUAUUAGUCUUUGUUUUGUUUUUUGAUAAAUGUAUCUCUUAGUUAAUGGUUGGUCGCUGCUCAUAGUGUUGUGUUUACCGAAUUCCUUUGGCGAAUGCACUGGCAAGGUCUUGCAUUUCCUUGUUUAUGGACUAAACAUUUCACACAGAAACAGUGUUAAUCCCCGGAAUUCUCGUCUUUCGUUCUCGGUUUUGAAGAGAACAGUUUACACGGUCGAUCACAGCCAAAAUGGUAACGCACAAGACUGUGGACGGACGUAGGAAAUCGUGGCCAUAUCAAUAUUUAAAAUGGACAGUAAGCAAAAUGAGAGCAAAUUACUGUAGCUCGCUUUUUGCUCCAAACGGCUGUUAUUUGUGCUUUGGAACGACCCCCCGGAUCACAAAUAAAAAGUUGGAGCGAAUUGUUGGUCUUAGUAAGCAAUUUGAGUUGAAGUGACACUCGCUUAUCACUGUAAAUCGCAUAUGGGACCGAAGUUCGAUCCUCACGCUUUAACUUUUGUAGUGGAACCUUCACAGUUGAUGUUGCCAACUAAUUGUUUUGUCUGCCUAAAAUAUUUGUGAACUUUAAGUGACCGUAUCUCAGAAUAUUUGUACACUUUCUUCUCGUUACACUCGUCCUCGCCUGAUCCCAUUGUGAUAUUGCCAUUUGUCAUAAUUUAAAGUUCUCGUUGAACCUUUCUCAAUUCACAAUUUUGGCCGACUGAUGGAUGGUUAGAUUGGAAUUUGUUCUUGUGACCGACUUGACGACGGACAACCGUUUUUCACUGUUAAUGAACAAAUUAUGCCUAAUUGUCUUUAAGGAGCUUCUUUAGCAAUGGCAACGUCGCAAGUAAUUUGAUCAUUUUUAAUUGCGACUCAUGCGCAACUGAAACAUCUAACCAAUUUUGAGAUAUUGGCUGGUUGUCUUAAAUUAAUACAACUGCUGAAAAGAAUUUCUGCUGAGGUGGCUAUGCUCUUUUUUUAUAUGAAAAGAGAAGUCUAGUCCUUUCCAAGAUGUUGACGUCUUGCAUGAUGUGAUGUUAUCAUUUUCCUGAAUUUACAUGAAUGGAAAAACACGCAACACAUUUGUGUAGAGACGAACAUCGCAGGGAAAUAAACUGGUAGUCUAGCCUACACAUUCCACGUUAUUAAUUGCGUCCCUCCGCAUCCAUGAUGUCCUGCCAUUCUACAUUAGGUUACUUCACUUCAGGGGUAACUGCAACUAACAUUCAACUGUCCACUCUAAAUUUCAGAGUUUAACGCAUCAUAAACUGAUGGUAUUCAUAAAAUGUAUAUGGGAGAAAAAUACGUGGGCGAAUUCGAAAACGAAAUUAAUAUAUUCCAUUAAGCAAUGGAGAUGUUAGCCAAUUGAAUGUAACACAAGCAUGGUUUUUGGAAAUAAGCCAAUACAUUUAAUUGUAUAUAAGAAAUAUUUUCAGAUUGUGUAAAUUAUUGCCUAUACACAGUACGUUUUCAACAUAUUUUGUGGAAAAUCGAUAUCGAGAUGGUUUACAUGCUAUAAUUUUUGGUUUUGUGACUCAAAAAUAAAGAUCUUAAAAUUUA